UAAUCACUGUCUAUCUAAGCAGCAGCCAUGACUGCAAUGGAAUAAUAUCUUAACUGCAGAGGAAGCUUUCAGAUAGCUCCUAAGUGGACCGGAUGGGCUGGGAAUGGCCGACGGGGCUUCCUAUACUAAGAGGGGAGGACCACUCCAUCCUGGCUGGCCGUUCUCCAUGCCUGAGAUGUCAUCAUUAGACGCUGCUCCAGAGACCUAAGGGAGAUGUGUCCAGGAGAAGUGUCUGGUUCUGCUCCUUUCCACUGAGGCUCAAUGGCCCAGCCAAGUAUGAAAGUGAGACCUGUGCUGCUCAAGCGUAACAGCCUAGAGUCGGUGGAGCUGGUGAAGCCACCUCACCACCGCCGGAGCAAAUCCCAGCAGGUGCGAUUCAAGGAAGAUGGGGCCACUAAGAAUCCAGCUGGCCUAGCUGCAGCUGACGCCCAGGCUCCUGAGGAUCCGGCUGUGAUGGGGAAGACGCAGGCGUCCCGGCACCAUCAUCCCCCCGCCUACUCGCUGUCCUUCCCCAGGUCCCAGAAGGCAGGGGGCUUUCGGAACAUCGCCAUCCAAACCUCCCCCAGUCUCAGGAAGCAUUUCCCAGUUUUCAAAAGGAAGAAACUCACAGCCAGCAAGUCCCUGGUGGAAAUGCCAACAGCCUCCCCAAGUGCCAUCCAGGUCAACGGCAACCUCUCGGAACAGGACAUCGUGUCUUCUGAACUUGCCUACCUAAAGCUGGCUCAGCACCUUGAGGAUGGGCCUCGAAGGGUCAAAGUGUCCCAUCCAUUUCUCCCAAGGGUGUCCAGGGUGCAGAGCAAUGGGCCUGUUAGCAUAUGCUUGGAAGCUGGGUCUUGGAGGGCCGCAGAGAAAGCAACGGCUGCCAUUCAGGUCCCAGAUGAUUUUUAUCACAGUCCUUCCUGGGAAGCGAGAGCAUCCACCCUUAGCCCAGCUGAAUCGACUGAAAGGAGCAACUCCAUACCACCUUUGAUUGACAGGUGUCCAGGGGAGGGGAGAAGGGUGCUGACAUCAGAUUCAGAAAGAUCUCCCUCUGGCUUGAUUACCACCAGUGGUGCCAACUACACACCAGGCACAGAAAAACUCAAGCACGAAUUGCUUUUGCCCAAAGACAACUCUGAGGACAGAGAUCUUGGCCCUCUGUCAUCUCAGUCAAAGGAAACGUGUGUUCCUUCAUCUCCACGAACUCACAGCUCCCCCGUGCCAGGCUCCCAGAGCCAGCCCACCCAUCCAGAAAGAGACUCAGAUGGUCCUGCAUCUGGUGACAGUCACCAGGACCUGGUGGCAUGCAAAACUAGCAGUGCAUCAAAGUCUGCCCCUAUGUGUCAGGAGCAGCCAGCAAAGAACCCCACCCAGUCAGACACCCUGGAGUUUCAGAAUUGUCCAGGAAGCAAUCCCCUCCCCGCCUCCCUUCCAAGGAGUGAGAGCAAACCUCAGAGCAACAGGGAGAUUAGUGACAUUAAUCAAAUUCACCUGGCACGGGGUGAACUCUGUGACCUCCAAGGUCGGCUACAAUCUGUGGAGGAAUCUCUGCACUCGAACCAAGAGAAAAUUAAGGUCCUUUUGAAUGUAAUUCAAGACUUGGAGAAAGCGCGAGCUCUCACUGAAGGGCGCAACUUUUAUCGAACCGGCCAAGACCUCAACAACUGCAGUACCUGCCAGAACACAGCGUGCAUCAUCUACAGUGUAGAGUAUGAUUUUCGGCAGCAGGAAGGAAGGUUCCACGAAGUUCUGCAGAGUCUAGAGGAAGUGGAACCAGUUGAAGAGGCAUCUUCCCCCCUAAAGUCCCCAGCAGAACCCCCGGUCCCUGAGAAACAGGAUCUGAGGCGGAAAACCAAGAAGGUGAAGCGGAAGUGCUUCUGGUGGAUCUGAGAUCACCCCCUGAGCUCCCACCUUCCUGCCUGAGCCUCUUGGGUUUCUCUGACAGGCCCCAGCGGGGAGCCCUUGACCUGUGAAACCGGGAGCUUGGGGCUGGUGUGGCCACCGCUGGACAGUUGAUCGCCCACCUGACCUGAGUGCGAGCCGCUGCUUCCCGAGGACUUCACAGACUCUGGCGUGACCACUUGCUGAGUUCCCUGUCGCACAGUCAGGCCUCAUCCCUGUCUGCUAUGUCCAGGUUCCCACCACGAGCAAAACCCCCACCAUGCUUUCCACACCUCCAGGAUGCUGAGCAUGUCAUCCCAUCCUGGGCUCAGGAACUCAGAAGGAAAAGAAAGAAAGGAAGGCUGGGCAGAGCAGGAAGACAGAGGAGGGCUAUCAGCAGAUGUCCUGGAAAAAAUCAGAUGAAAACACUUGGAGUUUCCUAGCUAUCAGCCACACGGCACAAGAGAAGUGCAAGGUCACCCUGGUGCAUUGGGUCCUUUUCAUUUUCAAUUAGCCACCCCAUCCCAAACCAAGGAGCACUGUCAUGCCGUGUGGGCCUUCAGUCCAUGCAGAGUAAGCCACCCCAGGGUAUCUGAGACUGGUUAGUGUGGCUGUCCUGGGUGAACAGAAUUCAAACAGGGUUCCUGAUGCUCUACAUAGUUCUUAAGCCAUCGAGCAUCUCUGCCCAGCCUCAGGCUCCCUGGAAAAUGGUUGGGAUCCAAUUGGUGUUUGACCUUUGAGCUUGCAGUUAGUUCUCCUGCAGCACUGGAGGGCCGGAGACUAGCAGCCUCUCAGUUACAUCUUAUCAGUGACAUAGAGAGGGAGGGCCUGAGACAUAAACUUUCCCAUCCAUUCAUCCCUGUGCCAGCCUCAUAGAUAGGAAAACGUACUAAUCCACUUGGUCUCCCUUCCCGGCGACCCAGCAAUGUUCACCUGAUUGAAGAGGCAGCAGGGCUGGGGGUGAGGAUAUACAUUUCUUCAUUCUAGCAUUAAAGACCUUUCCUUCCCAAAGUCUGAGUUCUUUGGGUUUGGCUCUUUCUUUUGACAGGACUCCUCUACCUGGGGGUCCAGUCAAACUUGCAUGGCUGUGCAAAGCCCUAAAGUCAAAUAAUUAAGUAAGUGCUUCAUAAUCUUGAGGGUGAGGGGUAGGGUAGCAAGGCUCCUUCCUGCACAUUAAAUUCUUUGCCAGUUUGUGGUUGGAUGGAAGCUGCCAGAAACGAGUCCUAAAGCUAACUUGGCCUUAAAUGAGGAAGGCCCUUCAGGGACUCUUGGCCCAGGACCCAGUGUCUCAGUGAGAGCCUUGGUGGAGCAUGGUAUCCAGUGUGUGCGUGGGGUGUGUGUGGACCCCACUGCAAAUUGAGGCUAACUGAACAAAGCACCCCACAGCUUCACCUUCCCCUCUCACAGCCCUGCAGUGCACAAAGCUAUUUCAGGGAGAGCAAGAGGGAAAUUUGGCAAGGAAUCUCGGCUUGCACUAUUUAAGUCUUUGAAUGUCAUUCAAGAUGCUCUUGUUCUGCUUCUAGUGUAAUGUUUAAACCCACAAAAUGAGACCGGAAUACAUAACGUCAAGUUAGAAUUAAGAUAAAUGCACUUGUCAUACUUAAGAAACCACAUUUCAAUAAGACAUGCUACCACUGGCUAAGAGCCACAGAUCUCUCUCUCUGUAUCCAUACAGUCUGCUCUCAGUGGGCCCCAGCAAUGGAAAAGAACAGCACAGAGGAUAAUCCAAUAGAGCAAAAUCAUUUGGGAUCUCUUAUGUAAUUUUCUCUUGUAGUAGAGUUUCCAUCUUAAUUUGGUUUGCUUACGCUAAUUUCAAAUGAAUUUAUAUUCUCGGGCAUCAUGCUGGAAUGAAAAUAAGCGUGUUUCCAGAAUGAAGAGACCCAGGCAACGUAGCAUUCUGUUCCACUAACCUGGGGCAAGUCGCUAACUUUUCAGGGCCUGACUGUCCAUCCUUGGAUGGUGGGAACGCCUGUUCUCCCUACUCUGCAAGAUCUGUGCACCUUCCAACUUCAAAUGAACAGCCACUCAGCUGAGUGGGAGCAUUUGCCCCCGUGAGCAUGGAAGGACACAGCUCACAGAAAAUGAAGAAGUUUGCCAAGUCACAAACACACCAGGCUGGGGCCUUGCAUAAACCCUCAACUGAAUUAAAUGAAAUCAGAACUGGAAAACGUUGAUGUUUCCAGAAAUAAAACCCAUGGAGGCUCUAAUGAUUCUAUACCAAAGCACAACACUGAAUUGCUUGGGCCACCGACCUGAAAAAGAGACAGAGGUCCCUUCUGAAAAUUGAACAUUCAAAAUCAUUAUGAGGAGAAAGGAUUUGAUAAACACCUUCCUGCUGAACAAAAAGGAUUGUCUCUGUGCUUAAACAACCACACAUACACACCAAAACUGUGUUCACCUACUCAUUGUAGACCGCUGCUCCUUUGUAAAGUGACAUCUACCAUGACAUUCUACAGAAAUGCUCCACUUGAGGUGAUGUGGUUUUGUGGAGAAAGAUUAAUUUAGCAAAAAUUACUUUUAUAAAAUUGAAGGGGAAAAGACUGAUAUAUCAACUGAAGUCGCAGGAGUUUAUGUAGCCGCUUUCUCUGUAGUUGAACAGUGUGUACCCGCCGCUCUGGAUCUCAGUAUCUGCUCCUGUAUAGAGCACCUUCUUAAAGACGAUGUACUAAUGUAAGGUUUUGUAAAUUUCUAAAUCGUUUUAAAUGGGAUAUUAUCUUUUGCAAUAAACUUACAUAUUUUUCCUAGG
This is a messenger RNA of Sciurus carolinensis (gray squirrel), 4606 nucleotides long. RefSeq names its product inhibitory synaptic factor family member 2B (gene Insyn2b). Lineage: Eukaryota; Metazoa; Chordata; Mammalia; Rodentia; Sciuridae. The coding region runs from base 262 to 1869 and encodes 535 amino acids. Gene Ontology annotation, biological process: inhibitory postsynaptic potential. The transcript is spliced from 3 exons. The record is from RefSeq and is a predicted model, not a curated record. Gene Ontology annotation, cellular component: postsynaptic density.